AUGAUUGUUCUUCUGGGUAAAACUGGAUCAGGAAAGAGUUCAACAGGAAACACCAUCCUGGGAAAAGAUGUGUUUGACAUUAGUCUCUCCUCUGAAUCUACAACUCAACAGUGUGAGAAACAUGAGGGACAUGUGGAAGGCUGGAACAUCUCAGUGAUUGACACACCUGGGCUGUUUCACACGUCCAUGACUGAAAAACAUGUGAAGGCUGAGAUUGAGAAGAGUUUGCAGAUGUCUGCUCCUGGUCCUCAUGUGUUUCUGCUGGUCAUCAGACUGGACAGAUUCACAGAGGAAGAACAAAACACAGUCAAAUGGAUUCUGAAGAACUUUGGGGAAGAUAUGAAGAGAUUCACCAUGGUGCUGUUCACUGGAGCUGAUAUGUUAACUAAACCAAUAGUGACAUUUCUGCAGGAAAGUCAAGAGCUGCAGAAGUUAGUGGAUGCAUGUGGGGGAAAAUAUCAUGUGUUUAACAAUGUGAAUAAGGAUGGAGCUCAAAUCACUGAAUGGCUAGAGAAAAUCAAGACAAUAAUGGAGAAAAAUAGAGGAGACUGCUACACCACUGAGAUGUUCAAGAAGACUCAGAGAAACAUAAAGGUUCUGGUGUGA
This is a messenger RNA of Sinocyclocheilus grahami, 606 nucleotides long. Its product is annotated as GTPase IMAP family member 4-like. The record is from RefSeq and is a predicted model, not a curated record. The coding region runs from base 1 to 606 and encodes 201 amino acids. Lineage: Eukaryota; Metazoa; Chordata; Actinopteri; Cypriniformes; Cyprinidae. The transcript is spliced from 2 exons. Gene Ontology annotation, molecular function: GTP binding.